Messenger RNA from Empidonax traillii (willow flycatcher), 1016 nucleotides. RefSeq names its product DNL-type zinc finger (gene DNLZ). Bases 1 to 849 code for a protein of 282 amino acids. Gene Ontology annotation, cellular component: mitochondrion. The record is from RefSeq and is a predicted model, not a curated record. Gene Ontology annotation, molecular function: zinc ion binding; protein-folding chaperone binding. The transcript is spliced from 3 exons. Gene Ontology annotation, biological process: protein stabilization; protein folding; protein import into mitochondrial matrix. Lineage: Eukaryota; Metazoa; Chordata; Aves; Passeriformes; Tyrannidae.
AUGGCCGCCUGCGCCCGAAUCCAAGAUGGCCGCCUGCGCCCGAAUCCAAGAUGGCUGCCUGCGCCUCACUUCCGCCCCCGGUUGCGCAGGCGCGGUGCGAUGCGGCGCGUGGCGCGGGCCGCGCUGAGGGCGCUGCCCCGGGAGGCGUCGCCAUGGCGGCCUCGCCGCCCCCUGCCCGGGUCCGGGGCUGCUCCGCCACCGCCCCGCCCGCUCUGCAGCGCCCCAGAGCCGCCCUGGGGCCCAGCCCGCCCGUUCUGCACCGCCCCGGGGCCGCCGCCCUCCAAGCACUAUCGCCUGGUGUUCACCUGCAAGGUGUGCCAGACGCGCUCGUCCAAAUCCAUCUCGAAGGCCGCCUACCACCGCGGGGUGGUGAUCGUGACCUGCCCCGGCUGCGGGAACCACCACGUCAUCGCCGACAACCUGGGCUGGUUCUCCGACCUGCAGGGAAAGAGGAACGUCGCUGCUUCGGCACAACUCGGUGCUGGAGUUUCUGGAGUCCGAGAGAGUCUCUGGUCAAGAGGAGGGAAAAUCCUGCACCUCCUGAAGUCAGGUCCCUGCUUCCCACCUCCAGCUUUUCCAGCUGGUCCAAAAGGGGAAGGAACGACAGUAAAUGUGGCUGGGGCUCCCCUGAGGCUCCAGGUGUUGGAGACAGGUGGGGCACAGCUACGGUGCCUUACCAGGAGCAGCUCAGCACUGGUUUGGGGAGAAACACGGAGGGUGAAGGGCCAUUAUCCCGAGCUGCUGUUGGACACAGAAGGAAGGACAAGCUGCGGGCAGAAAGCUCUGCUGGCUGUCGGAGCGGGUCCCUGUCACACGCAGGUUCUGCCUCAGGCACCCUCACCUGCCUGAGACCUCGGCUCAGUGGCACCAGAGCUGCCCACAUUUGCAGGGGGCUGAACACGAGCAGAGACCUUCCCCUUCCCAGGCACAAGCCCCUGCCUGGGGCUGCACAGCUCGCUGAGCUCCAGAGGUAACAAAUCCCACUAAAGCUCGGGGUGAGCGAGGCUUUGCUCCUG